This is a messenger RNA of Mobula hypostoma (lesser devil ray), 2742 nucleotides long. Its product is annotated as V-set and immunoglobulin domain-containing protein 4. Bases 27 to 1163 code for a protein of 378 amino acids. The record is from RefSeq and is a predicted model, not a curated record. Gene Ontology annotation, biological process: negative regulation of T cell proliferation; negative regulation of macrophage activation; negative regulation of interleukin-2 production. Lineage: Eukaryota; Metazoa; Chordata; Chondrichthyes; Myliobatiformes; Myliobatidae. The transcript is spliced from 8 exons.
GGCAUAAUAGCGCUAGUAGUUGCAGUAUGGCAAAGCAAGUAUGUUUCCUCUUGGCUUUGCUUUUGUUCUGGGAUCUCACUAAUUCUCUUACACUGAUUGCUCCUGAGGAGGUAAAAGGGCUAUUGCAAGAAUCAGUCACCAUCCCCUGUGUCUAUAAACCGUCUCCUCAGUGCACUGAUGUGGUGGUCACCUGGUACAUUGAUACAAAUGACAUUCUCAUACAUAGAGCUGAAAAUGAUGAUUAUAUUCCACUUUCCAUCAAUCGGGACAGAAUCACUAUGAAUCACAGUCCUGGUGAUGUCUCACUUAACCUGAAAAAAUUGGCCUACAGUGAUCAAGGAACUUACACUUGUGAAGUUAAGUGCCGGUUUGUUAAUAGAUUAGAAGGAGUACAAAAAAGAUUGAGUGUCAACUUAACAGUGGUAAGAGCUGAUCCCCUUACACUGACUGUUCCUGAGGAGGUAGCAGGGCAAUUGAGAGAAUCAGCCACCAUUCCUUGUACCUACAGGCCAUCUCCUCAGUAUUUUCCUGUGAUGGUCACUUGGUACAUGAAUAGAGACACCAUUCUUAUAUACAGAGAUGAAAAUGCUGCUUAUAUUCCACGUUACGUCAAUCGGGGCAGAAUUAGUAUCAACAACCAAACUGGAGAUGUCUCACUUGUCCUGAAAAACCUGGCUUACACUGAUCGAGGAACUUACACUUGUGAAGUAGAGUGGCAGUUUGCUAAUGGAUUAAAAAAAACAAGAAGAAGUUUGAGCGUCAAUUUAAUAGUAGUAAGAUCUCUACCUUCCACACGAUCUCCAACAAGCCUGACCUCUAGUUCCAUCAGUGCUUUAUCGUCCAAAAGACCUCCAGUUAUUCCGACCUCUAAUGCCAUCACUGGAUACAACACUGUGAAAGUUCCAGCUUGGAUCUUUGUUUUGACAAUUAUUCUCAUCGUACUCUUCUUCUCCACUAUCAUUAUCUUAAUUUUGUACCGAACAAGAAAUAAAACAGGUGUAAAUGAAGAUCACAUAUACGAAUUUACAAGGUGUAGAAGCGUUGGACAAGUGCGACCUGUUAACCUGGUUUCAAGUGAAAAUAAUGAAUAUGAAACAAUGAAACAAGUAAGGCAAAAUGAGUAUUCAACCAUUCACAUGGGAUCUGCGUGUGCCUCUGGAUAGCUAGAUACCUUAACGUGAAGCAUGAUAUGUGGAGCUCUGCAGCUUUUGUAGAGGACAAAUUUAUAUGCAAAUUGUAUUUUGGCAGUCAACUGUACAAAAAAAAACAAUUGUUCUGUUUUGAAGUUCUCAGAUGAACGGGCCCAGAUAUUAGCAGCUUCUGCUACGCAACACAAUUUCAAAAAUAUUACUCUGAGAAAACCCUAUGGUGUUUAAGUUAUCUACUCCCCUUUGACUCUGGCAAGGUUCCUAUGAAAGGUCAUUGAUCUGAUGUAUGAACUUGGUUUCUCUGUCUAAAAAUGCUGCUCGAUUCACUGAGCAUUUCCAACAUUUCCGGCUUUUAUUGCAGAUUUUCAAAGCCCACCAUUUUUUUAUUUUGUGCAGUUGUGUCAACCCUGAUUUAAUUUGUAUGCACACUCAAAUAGUUAAAUUGUGUUCAUAACAUGCAAGCUUUCAUAGUUAUUUUACAUUCAUGACUCAAACAGAUUGAACUGAGCAAUUAGAACUGGACUAAUUCAUUGAAAGUGUGGCACAGAUAGAAAGGGUCAUUAAAAAAACUUUGGCACAUUGGCCUUCAUAAAUCAAAAAACUGAGUACAGGAGAUGGGAUGCUAUGUUGAAAUUGUAUAAGAUACUGGUGAGGCCUAAUUUGGAGUAUUGUGUGCAGUUUUGGUCACCUACUUACAGGAAAGUUGUAACUGAGGUUGAAGGGGUACAGAGAAAAUUUACAAGUAUGUUGCCGGGACUGGUGGACCCAAGAUUGAAUAGGUUAGAACUUUAUUCCUUGGAACGUAGAAGAUUGAGGAGAGAUUUUAGAGGUAUACAAAAUUAUGAAGGGUGUAGAUAGGUUGAAGGCAAGCAGGCUUUUUCCACUGAAGUUGGGUGGGACUACAAGUAGAGAUCAAGGUUUAAGGGUGAAAGCUGAAAGGUCUAAGAGGAGCAUGAGGGGAAACCUCUUCACUCAGAGGGUCAUGAAAGUGUGGAAUGAGCUGCCAGAGCAAGUAGUGCGUGUCAACUCGAGUUCAAUGUUUAAGAGAAGUUUGGAUAGGGACGUGGACAGUAGGGGUAUGGGUGACCAUGGUCCAGGUGUGGGUCAGAGUGACUAGGCAGUUUAAAUGGUUUGGCAUGGACUAGAUGAACCACAGGGCCUGUUUUUGUGCUGUACUUUUCUAUGACCCUUUGACUCUAGGUAUUGUAUAGACUACUAAAUCUGCACACAAGAAGCUAAGUGCCAGAAUGCUAAUUAAUUUCCUUACCUAACUACAUAAGCUAUAGAUGUUGCUAGACUAAAGGUCAUUGAUUUUGUCUCUCUCUGCAGAUCCUCUCUGACCUGCUGGCUAUACCAGUACAUCCUGUUUUAUUAUGUAUUUUCCAAGAUUUGUUUAAUAACAUUUAUUAUUUUCUUACAUUAAUACUUUGUAAUAAUUACCUCGUAUGUUUCCUUAGUGUGAUUUUUUUGUGUGAAGAGAUUAUCAUUUUACUAUUUGACUUAGAUAAGGACCUCAUUAUGCUUUGUAUACUGAUUUUAAAAUGAAAGUCAAAAUAAUUUGAUUUUGGUUGCUCUCAUUAAAGUUGGCAUGUUU